ACGGUCGUUUCGUCUUAGGGCAUAUUCGAAUAAACGACGUCGUCUUACAUUCGAAUCGAACCUGCUCCGAUCAACGUCGAUCGUCUUCUUCCUCUCAGUCUCUCUGAUCUGGUUGCUUCAACGUAAAAUCUCAAACGUUUUCAACGUAAAAUAGGUUUGGAGAUGAAUUUUUCGUUUACUUAAAUUCAAACGUCUUCUUGGAACUGUAUCAUAAUCCACUUGAGAGACAUUUGCUUUCGCUGAGGCAUUUCGUCGAACAGUUAGACGACGACUUCCAUAUAGAAAUCGAAGGCACUGAAAAUGGAUAAGCUUCUUGAGAAUCAUCAGUUUGCGACGCAUGCUAUAGCCGCCUCGGCCUCUGUCUCGCUAGGAACUGCUCUCGCUUACCCACUGGAUACCAUUAAAACCAUAAUCCAGGUUGGUUCAGGACCCAGUAAGCAAUUAAGCCCCUUUCAAGUCGUCAACAGAGUUUUCCGCUUCUCUGGCUAUUCAGGUCUGUACAGUGGUCUUGGAUGGUUAACUUUAGGAAGAAUUUCAGGUGUUGGUGCAAGGUUCGGUGUCUAUGAGAUUCUAACAGCCUUCUACAAAGAUGGUCGACGUGAUAACUAUGUGUCAGUCGGUGAAGCUUUCCUGGCUGGAAUGGUGGGAGGUGCAGCAGAAACAGUGAUGACUUCUCCAUUUGAGCUAAUCAAAGUCCGAAAACAAGUCACUGCUGCAUCACGGUCCCCGAAUGCUGCUGCUGCUACCUCUGUUGCAGAAACCGCACCGGUUUCACCAAUGAUCACAAAACUGCUAAGACGAUACACUCUUGAUGUGAAGUCAUUGACACAAACCGUCAGUCUCUUAUCCGUCUUAAACCACAAACACCCAAACAUGACAGCCGCUUUGCAAGAGUACCCAUGGAUGAUGACUGGCACAGGAAACCCACCAUCAGCCAUGGAUGUUAAGAGACCACUCGAUGUUGCAUCGCUUGAAGGAUGGAGAGCUUUGUGGAGGAAUCUACGUUCUGGUCUCGUAAGAGAUUGUCUUUACGGAGGAGUCUUCUUCUCGACAUGGCAGUUUCUUCACGAGGCAAUGAUUAGUUGGAAAGCAGCUGGAAUGAAUCCUCUGCCUAGUUCUGAAGAAGAAGUCGGACCUUUAUCUCCGGUAGCUGUUAGCUUUGCCGCUGGAUUAUCCGGUGCCGUUGCAGCUGCAGCAUCUCAUAGCUUUGACACAGCAAGAACACGUGCACAGUGUGUAAUAUUGCCAAAGUAUACAGCAAAAGAGAGGAAGUUUCUGAGAUGGAAUAAACCUGGCAAGAGAUUGGAGAGAUGGACAGGAAUCCAUCCUACAGACAGAAAUCUCCUGUUCCGAGGAAUUGGGAUGAGGAUGGCUCGAAGCUCUGUUGCAUCGACGGUUAUUGUUGGAAGCUAUUACUUAGCUGUCGAUUUAUUGGUUUCCAAUUGAACACAAAAACAGACAUCACACACUAUCUACGAAGCUCCCCUGAAGCUAUAACUUAGCUUGUCGAUUUUGGUUUUCUUUUGUAGCAUACGUUGUGUUAUGCAAUUAAAGGAGAAACAUUCAUGUUUAUGUCUCGAAUAUACUCUUAACAGUUAUGUAUCUGUGACAGUUACAAUCAUAUAUAAUUACAGAAUAA
Eutrema salsugineum is the source of this 1639-nucleotide messenger RNA. RefSeq lists its product as uncharacterized. Bases 301 to 1446 code for a protein of 381 amino acids. Gene Ontology annotation, biological process: transport. The transcript has 6 exons. The record is from RefSeq and is a predicted model, not a curated record. Gene Ontology annotation, molecular function: transmembrane transporter activity. NCBI's taxonomy places the organism in Eukaryota, Viridiplantae, Streptophyta, Magnoliopsida, Brassicales, Brassicaceae.